Pyricularia grisea is the source of this 1502-nucleotide messenger RNA. RefSeq lists its product as uncharacterized. NCBI's taxonomy places the organism in Eukaryota, Fungi, Ascomycota, Sordariomycetes, Magnaporthales, Pyriculariaceae. Gene Ontology annotation, molecular function: double-stranded DNA binding; ATP-dependent DNA damage sensor activity; ATP hydrolysis activity. The transcript has 3 exons. Gene Ontology annotation, biological process: chromosome organization involved in meiotic cell cycle; mitotic recombination; double-strand break repair via homologous recombination. Gene Ontology annotation, cellular component: condensed nuclear chromosome. Bases 139 to 1200 code for a protein of 353 amino acids. The record is from RefSeq and is a predicted model, not a curated record.
CCGAUUUUUAAUAAUUCAAGCUACGCCUCUUCCCGGUCCUGACCCAGACUUGUCUUAAUUCAUCAUAACCUUCAAAAAUUUCUCGAUCCUCACUGUACAGCGAACUUGUAGCUCACAACAGACGAUAAGACUGCCAAAAUGACGCAGGUUGAGGAUGACUACGACGAAAGCACCAAUGCCGAUGAGACCGGCGGGGCUGGCCCAGGAGCACCUACGCCUCUGACUGCUUUGGAGGGUGUUGGAGGCUUGACAAAGCGGGAUAUUCAACUUGUCAUGGAAGGCGGAUACAACACUGUAGAGUCUGUCGCCUAUACACCGCGGCGGAUGCUCGAACAAAUCAAAGGAAUUUCGGAGCAAAAGGCCGGAAAAAUUCUAGCAGAAGCAUCCAAACUCGUACCCAUGGGCUUCACAACGGCGACAGAGAUGCACCAGCGCAGAAGUGAGCUGAUAUCUAUCACGACUGGGUCGAAGAACCUCGACACCAUGUUAGGUGGAGGUAUCGAGACCGGCUCUGUCACGGAGCUCUUUGGAGAGUUCCGUACAGGAAAAUCACAAAUUUGCCACACGCUUGCCGUGACGUGCCAACUGCCCUUUGACAUGGGCGGCGGAGAAGGCAAAUGUCUUUACAUCGACACCGAAGGCACAUUCCGACCCGUUCGGCUGCUCGCUGUGGCCAAUCGCUUUGGAUUAUCGGGCGAGGAAGUGCUCGACAACGUUGCAUACGCACGGGCGUACAACUCCGACCACCAGCUGCAGCUUUUGAACCAGGCGUCAGCCAUGAUGUGCGAAACGCGCUUCAGUCUCCUUAUUGUGGAUUCGGCCACCGCACUCUACCGCACAGACUUCCUUGGUCGUGGAGAGUUGAGCAGUCGUCAGACUCAUCUGGCAAAGUUCAUGCGGCAGCUGCAGAGGCUGGCGGAUGAGUUCGGUAUUGCAGUUGUCAUCUCAAACCAGGUCGUCGCACAGGUCGACGGUGGCCCUUCGGCCAUGUUCAACCCCGAUCCCAAGAAGCCCAUAGGCGGAAACAUCAUCGCCCACGCCAGCACCACGAGACUGAGUCUGAAGAAGGGUCGUGGUGAGACCAGAAUCGCCAAAAUCUAUGACAGUCCAUGCCUUCCAGAGAGUGACUGUCUAUUUGCAAUCAAUGAGGAUGGCAUUGGCGAUCCAUCGCCGAAGGAUGUUGAGAAGAUGAACAACUGAAGCUGUGGGAGAAUGAUAAGUUUUUUGGCUGGUGUUUGAACUUUUUUUUUUCAUGAAAUUUUGGCAUUUUUUGUUGCUCAGAAGGCGUUCGGCUGUUAUUUGACUGACGAAGACAGAGCUAUGACGUGAAAUGGGAUUAUCAGUGGGUUACUUAAUAGUUGCUUGGAGGCGUCUUUGGUUCAUUUUUGCAUCUGGCCUGGUGUUCGACGGGGUAUUACAAUAUAUGGACCUAACAGUGGGCUCUGCUACUCUCAUCUCAGUUGAUUGUGCUUAUUUAUUUUGUCUUUUUUCACAUAUCGUAC